AUGGAAACUCUUCUCAAACUACCAUAUGAGUCGACAUUGACUUCCCUAUACCAACAAUAUCCAUGUCGCGAGCACCAAAUACGGUCUCUAGCCAGCUUGAUCAACCCCGAUGCGAUUCCUUGCCGAAACCUCGUCAUUCACGGCGUCGAAGCCACCGGAAAAUCCUGCGUGACAGCCGCUCUUCUCGACCGGCUCUGCGAGCCGACUCCAAACCAAGGCGAUGCGCCGGCGCUCCUCAACCACGCCCGUAUCGAUGCCGCGCAGUGCAUAACGGUGCGGCACCUCUAUGAGCGCAUCGUGAGCUCCGUGGCAUUCGCGCUGCAGGCGCACGACCUGGCGCCGAAGCGCUGCGAGACCAUGGCGCAACUCGCGGUCGCGCUCGGCGAGAUGCUCCAGGACGCGGGACGCGAGGACCCGCGACGGCGAUUCGCUCUCGUCCUCGACUCGAUAGAUAAACAACGCGAUGCGCCGGCGACACUGCUCCCCGCGCUCGCGCGGCUUUCCGAAACGAUACCGUACCUCACAUGCGUCUUAAUAGCCACUUCGCCGCCCGCAGGUUUCUUGCGUUCGGCCGGCUCGGCCAAUCUGCACUUUCCGCCGUAUACGAAGCAAGAAUACGUGCGCAUCCUCGCACUCUCGCCGCCCGCGCCAGUCAAGGGCACGACGCAGCAGGAGACGAGCGAUCUGUGGUCAAGGUUCUGCGCCGCCGUGCACGAUUCGCUGAUACGAGCGGCCUCGCGAACGCUGCCGUCGUUCAGAGACUGCUGCCACGCGCUGUGGCCGCGGUUCAUCGCGCCAAUCGUCGCGCAGACGCACGCGCCAAAGGAGUUCUCCAAGCUGCUCGUGGCCGCGCGCGUGCAUUUCCAAGACGAGUCCCUUCUCAACCCAAGCAUCGUUGCUGUGCGGCCCAGCGCCGCUGCUGCCGCGGCGCCAGCCAAGACUGCCGGGCCUGCAGCAUCAACUAAGGCUAAGCCCGGCAACGUGGCCGAGCUCACGUCCCUGUUGCCCACAAUUGCGCGCCUCCUCCUUCUUGCCGCCUACCUCGCCUCGCACAACCCGUCCAAGCAUGACCUCACGCUCUUUUCCACCUUUCACCACGGGAGGAAGCGGCGGCGCGGCGGCGGCACCACGUCCCGCGGCGGGCCCGGCCGCAGCAAGCACCGCAAGAUCGCGCGUAAGCUCCUGGGCUCGCACGCAUUUGUGCUGGAGCGCAUGAUGGCCAUUUUUGAAGCGGCACGCACCGAGUGGAUCGACGACGGCCGCCCCGUGGGCGCCGCGGGCGUCGACGGCGACGUGGGCAUGGCGCUCGCGACGCUGGUCAGCCUGCGGCUGCUGGUACGCGUGGGCGCGGGCGACAUGAUGGAUCGCUCGGGCAAGUGGAGGAUCAACGUGGGCUGGGAAGCUAUCCGUGGCAUAGGGCGGAGUAUUGGGGUCGAAGUAGAAGAGUGGCUGAUAGAGUAG
Messenger RNA from Beauveria bassiana ARSEF 2860, 1461 nucleotides. Its product is annotated as origin recognition complex subunit Orc5. NCBI's taxonomy places the organism in Eukaryota, Fungi, Ascomycota, Sordariomycetes, Hypocreales, Cordycipitaceae. The record is from RefSeq and is a predicted model, not a curated record. Gene Ontology annotation, biological process: DNA replication; DNA replication initiation. Gene Ontology annotation, molecular function: DNA replication origin binding. Gene Ontology annotation, cellular component: nuclear origin of replication recognition complex; nucleus. The coding region runs from base 1 to 1461 and encodes 486 amino acids. The transcript is spliced from 3 exons.